AUCACGUUAAAGGAUAAAAAUCCGCCAUGAUUGAUAUAAGCGAGGCGGUGCUGAUAGCCCACAAAUAAGUUCGAAUUAAUUGCAAAAUUGCGAAUUUUUGCGGUGUUUAUUUUUACGAAUAGUUAGGAAAUUAAUCUUUAAACGAUAUUAUUCGUUAAAAUUUGUCGUAAAUUAUUUUUUUAGUCGACGUUAUCGCCGAAUUGUAUCGAAGUGCUUCGUCAUUGUAGGACGGGUCCAUUUGCAUGGAAGGGGUGUUCAGAAUGAAUAAGCUCACUUUCAGGGCCAAGGCGCUCGACUCCAACAAGCCUUUACAAGUUUUCGUUGGAGACGAUAUUCCAGACUCCACAGAUUUUGUGACGGCCAACCGGACGGUGCCUGAAAUGCCGACCGGAAUGGAAAAAGAAGAGGAAACGCAACACCACUUGCAAAAAGCACUUAUCAGCCAGCAAUCGUUUGGCUUGGUUAAUCGACUCAUCAUUCCUGUCCCCGAUGUCAAAGUUAUUGACGAACGGUACAAACAAACUUAUUCCUCGAGGUCGAAGUUUCAGUUACCGAAGAAAUUCAUCCAUGUCCAACCUUCAUCAACGGACCAAGAUGUUCCUGAUUAUGAUAUGGAUGAGGAGGAUGAGGAAUGGCUGAUGAGCCAUCCUCUGACCAAUCAGAAACUUCUUAACGAUCCAAUCAGGUUUGAAUGUGUGAUGGAUAAACUUGAGAAAAGCAGCAGCCAUACUGUUAUAUCAUUACCUGAAGCCAAGGCCCUGAUAAAAGAAAAGGAUGACGUCAUCAUCGCCAUUUACGAUUACUGGCUGACUAAAAGGCUUAAACAACAGACCAAACUUCAACAUCUAAUAAAAUUGGAAAGGAAAGAGUUGGCAGCAACUGCAGCUGCUUCAUCAUCAACGUCCGCUGCAACGACGUCGACAACACUUCUCAGCAGCAGCUGCAUUGGUGGUGGUGGUAGUAGUGGCAGCAGCAUUAGUAACGUCCAUUCAAUCAAUCCUUAUGUGGCUUUCAGAAAGAGAGCUGAAAGAAUGCAGACGAGGAAAAAUCGAAAAAAUGAUGAACAGUCGUACUUGAAGAUGCUGAAAGUGAAGGAUGGUCUAUUGAAAACAAUGUCUCUAUUGAAGAUGCUGAGACAGAGGGAGAUUCUCAAAAAGGCACAAGUGCAAAUCAAAAGUGAUCUGUUUAUAAAGCGCUACGAGCAGUCUGACUGGUCUGGCAGCCAAUUAGAAGAGGCCAUUCAAAAAUUCAAAUCAACCCGCCCCGUCAGCCGACCAAUCACAAUUCAGAGCACAAACUCUUAUACCUCAUCUAACAACAGAUGCCAUAAUAACAAUAACCUUAUAUACAAUGAGACUUACGGGCCUAACAUCUACCACAACGACGUUAAUAACAGUAAUAACAAUAAUUUUCAUAAGAAUAAUAGUAAUAAUAACAAUGUGCAAAGCCAUAGGCCGCAGAAAAAUCAAAAAUCGCAAAAAAAUUAUCUCAAAUCCACUCACAAGAAACACUAUCACACUCACCACCACGGCCAUUAUCACCAUCAUCUUCAUCGUCACACGUUUGCUCGCAACACCACUGAUAAUGAUAUCCACUUGUCAGAUAAUGAUAGCAAGAAUGACGACGACGAUGACUAUGUUUGUGAUAGAAAUAAUAAUAACAACAACAACAAUAAUAAUAAUAAUAACAGUACUGCCGAUAAAGGUGAUGUUAUCACUCUAACUAAAUCUUUAACACUGUUCCCUACCUCUGUCAUGGACAGCCGACAGGACGACGAUGACGACGAUGAUGUGAAUGUUGAUGAUGAUUUCACGGGUGAUGAUAAUGAUGAGGCGUCAAUGGAUGGAAGGUUUGCCUUUCGGAGGAAAAAAGGAUGUUUGUAUUACGAUGUUAUUCCAUUUUUAUCCUUCCAUUUCUCUGCAAACGACCACUCGUCGACUGACAAUACUGUGUUUUCCAGAUGUCCAAGACAGCAGAGGAAUCAAAAUUUCUCAUUGGUCAGCAUUGAUGAAUCUCAUCGCAGGAUUGGUCAAUUGAGACAGCGAAUAGGAAGAGGAGGAAGAGUUAUAUGGGACAGAAGUCCAUACGAGCCAAAUGAGUGGCAGUCACAUCAACCACCUCAUCGACAUCAGCCACAAAAUCAGCAACAGCAGCCACACCGGCCACAUGUAUACACCAGACACAAACAAGUUAGAAGCACCGGCAACGAUGAUGUCAGUGGCCAUCAUAACAGUUUGAAACGUGAAGGCUUCUUAAACAGCGACGUCAUGGACAGCAACUUCUGCUUCUCGACAUUUUUAGACGACUACACAUCCGACGACUGCAACGUCAAAGUUGAAGAUGUAGAGGUGGAUGUCGUCUCCGACGACAAAACUUUUUUCAGCAACUUCGAGGACGGCAGCAUUUCAACAUCCGACGACAACUGCAGCAACAUGAGCAGCUUGAACGUCAUCACGUCGUCGUCGUCGUCAUCAAGAACGGCACGCGGUCAACAGAGCUGUUCGUCAUUUUUAAAACGGAAAUGCACGUCGAGGACCGGAUCAGCUGACAGUGGCAUAUCAUCGCCGUCGCUCCCUGCCUCAUCCGUGUCGCCGUCGUUAUCAACCUAUCUACCUCAAUCAUCAUCUCUAUCAUCAUCUUCAUCAACAUCAUCUUCAUCAACAUUAUCUUCAUCAUCGUCAUCUUCAUCAUCGUCAUCUUCAUCAUUAUCAAAUAAGUCCUCGUCGUCUUCACUGGUGACCAGGGUUGCGAUAUGUUCAGAUAAUAAAUGUAAAACUAAUAACAAUAAUAUUAUCUGUAAUCAUUUGCCUCGUCAUCAUCAUGACGACAACAAUAAUAAUAAUAAUUAUAAUAAUAAUAAUAAUAAUAACAUAAGCGGGGAUAUUAACAACACUAACAAUGAUAACAAGUUCUGUGAUAUAACGAAUCAUACUAACGUCGACAGCUCGUACGAAAGUCUAAACAGACCUCAAUUUACGGAGAGCAAAUAUUUAAAAGUGAACAACCACAAAAGAUUAAAAAUAGAGGAAGAGGUGAGUAGCAGCGGAGGCACGAAGAACAUCAGAACAACUUCGAUGGCAACUGGCCGACAGAUCGCUACUUUGUCUUUCAAAAACGAAAAGAUUAACAAAGUCCAUAGCAACAACAACAGUAAUAACAUUAACAGUAAUAACAUUAACAGUAAUAACAUUAACAGUAAUAACAUUAACAGUAAUAACAGUAACCACAACAAUAAAUAUCUGCUGGUAAAUGAUAGCAGAUACAACUUUAUAGCCGUGGUGACGAAUGAAGAUUUUCUUAAGAAGAACAAUGAAACUAUCUCAGCUCUAGAUUUGAUAUGAGAAUAAUAAUGAUAAAACAUUAAAUCCUAUUAUUACUAUUAUUAUUAUAGUUAUUAUUAUUAUUAUCAUCAUCACCAUCAUUAUUACUUUGUCGUCGUCAAGGUAGCGAUAAUAUCCUAGAAUCUAGAUGAUGGUAAUGGUGAUACUUGGUGUAAUUUGAAAUCCACAAUUGUCCUUUGUAACGGAAUGGGUAUGUUGUCAUUGCAAUGUAGUUACGAUUGAUUGUGUUUGCCUGUUAUGCGCCAUUAAGUAUAAUUUUGUUACUGAAUAUUUUUAUCAUUGUGUGACUCGUAUGUUGUGAAUGGCUUUGAAAAGUGCUUGUUCGUUCGUUUGGUUGUUUAUAUGUGUGUAUGUAUGCACUAUCGGAUGUGUGUAUGUCUCUUGUUUUUGAUUUAUUUACCAGCUGAUUAUUUUGUCGUUUCGAUUGAUUGAUUAUAUGGCUGAUUGAUUGAUUGGCUGGUUGUUUAUGCUUAAUUUUUUAUAACACAAUUGAAUGAAUGAAGUUUACUUACUUUAAAUAUCGAAAUAAUAACAUACAGAGGUAAUUACUACAGAUCAUCAUCUAUUAUCUUGUUAUCAUGAUCAUCAUUCAGACAUAAUCACAUGAUCAUCGUCCUUAUCAUCAUCUUCUUAACUAUACGACGUUAAUCGAAGUCAAUUCGUUCUGUGAUAGCUACAAUUAAUUUAGGUACGUAUGUACAUACUCGCGCGUUCGUAUUGCAUGCAUGUAUACAAAUGAAUGAAUGCCAUAAGGUAUGAAUGUUUUAGGAACAUGUACGUAUGUGUGAGUGUAUAUAUAUGUAUAUACGCGUUUGUAUUUGAAUGCCUCUGUGUAUAUAUACCUUCCCGACCAUUCAAGAGCAGAGAGUAUUAAAGAUGGUCAGAUCUAUCUUUAGAUUAGUGUUGCUUAGUGUCGUUCUGUUGUCAUGGCUUAAACAAUCGUUAAACGUCAUACAUGUAUAUAUAUAUAUAUAUUAGUUUUCUUGUAUUUAGAAUUAUGCUACUUUGAUUAAAAAACUUUUUUUACUUAAUUUACAUAGCGCUAAUUAUCGGUAUUUUGUAUCUUUAUAUGCGUGUAUAUAUGCUUAUGUACGAAUCUAUGUGUAUAUCUAUAUGUAUAUACAUGCAUAUGUACAAAUAUAUGCAUAUAUAUAUAUAUAUAUAUGUGGUUGUCUCCAUUCUUUAUUUUUGUGUUUUGCCAUCCGUUUUAUUUCAUUUUCCAUUUAGAGCGCUGUUUCACUUCAUUUGCAUCUCACAACGUGGAAUAAACUUUUUUUUCUAU
Molecule: messenger RNA, 4623 nt
Organism: Helobdella robusta
Lineage: Eukaryota; Metazoa; Annelida; Clitellata; Rhynchobdellida; Glossiphoniidae
Exons: 14
Coding region: 243-3341 (1032 amino acids)
Biological process (GO): regulation of transcription by RNA polymerase II
Cellular component (GO): piccolo histone acetyltransferase complex
Source: RefSeq, a predicted model, not a curated record